Molecule: messenger RNA, 1065 nt
Organism: Acaulospora colombiana
Lineage: Eukaryota; Fungi; Glomeromycota; Glomeromycetes; Diversisporales; Acaulosporaceae
Source: the annotation of a GenBank genome assembly
AUGUCCAAGCGCACAACAGAAGAUUUUGAAACUUCGGACGAUACGGUUGUCACAAAGGCGCCUUUCGACAGGCUUGGCCAAAAACAUGAGUCCUUGAAAGAAGAGAAAAUGGGCGAAUUCGAAGAUCCAUGGGAAGACGAGUAUGAAGAAGAAAUAAUUGAGAAUGCCGAAUCUGAUAUUGAGGACGAAGAUGUUAUGGAAAUCGAAGAAAGUGGAGAGCAGGUUUAUCUUCCUGGUCAGGAACUUGGCAAAGAUGAGACCCUAGAAGCUGAUCAGUCGGCUUAUGAGAUGUUGCAUUCUCUAAAUGUUAAAUGGCCAUGUCUUAGUUUUGAUGUCCUGAGGGAUGACCUUGGCGAGGAAAGAAAAACGUUCCCCGCGACCUUAUAUAUUGUCGCCGGUACGCAAGCCGAUAAACCGAAAAAUAAUGAAUUGAUGGUGAUGCAGAUGUCUCAACUUCAUAGGACCCAGAAUGAUGAUGAUGAUUCUGGCAAAGACUCGGAUGAUUCUGAUGAAGAGGCAUUGGAUGAAGAUCCGAUAUUAGAAUCCAGAAGUUUAAAGCAUUAUGGAGGAGUUAAUCGCGUUCGAGUGAUGCCUCAGAAAGACUGUCACAUAGCGGCAUCUUGGGCUGAUACUGGCAAAGUUCUUAUAUGGGAUCUGAAACCUGCAAUAAGAUCAUUAGACGUGUCUGGUGAAAAGAUCUCGCAAAAGGCAUUGAAACCACUUUACACCGUUGAAAGCCAUAGCGCUGAAGGUUUUGCGAUGGACUGGUCAGCGACAUCACAAUCUGCAUUUCUGCCUGACCGAGACCCCUUCGUCGGUCACACAUCCUCUGUCGAAGAUUUGCAAUGGUCACCGGUGGAGAAGGACGUGUUUGCAAGUGCAUCUGCCGAUCAGACAAUACGCAUAUGGGACACGAGAAACAAAAAGAAGGAUGCUUUGUGUAUCAAAGCUCAUGAUGCUGAUGUAAAUGUCAUAUCUUGGAAUAGGUUGGUGUACAAUACUUUGGAUAUAUUGAAGCGUAUGGCGAAAAACGCGUUUAACUUACUUAUUUUACUUGAUAGGAAA